CUAAAGUCUAAACUAGGGUUUGUAAUCCAUUUCGACCAGUUCACUCUAUCUCACCCCACAUCACUAUGACUCUCUGUCGCUUCCUCCUCCGUUCUCUACGCCGCUCCACCAUCACCAAGACCACAACAACAACAACUACAACCGCCUCCACCUUAGCUAUUCACCACCAUGACAGCCCGAAUCUUCACUACCAAAACCCGAACUUUCUAUUGCCAAUCCGAUCCUUCGCUUUCUCAUCCGCAGAAGAGGCCGCCGCAGAACGUCGUCGCCGGAAACGCCGCCUCCGCAUCGAGCCACCACUCGGCGCCCUCCGCCGUGACCCCUCCGCUCCGCGGCCACCUCGCGACCCGAACGCUCCCCGCCUCCCUGACUCCACCUCAGCCCUUGUUGGCCCUCGGCUCAACCUCCACAACCGCGUUCAAUCCCUAAUCCGCGCUGGCGAUCUCGACGCCGCCUCGGCGUUGGCCCGUCAAUCCGUCUUCUCUAACACUCGCCCCACCGUCUUCACUUGCAACGCCAUCAUAGCCGCCAUGUACCGAGCCAAACGCUACGGAGAUGCGAAAGCCCUAUUCCAUUACUUCUUCAGACAGUCCAAUAUCGUCCCCAAUGUUGUCUCCUACAAUAAUCUAAUCAACGCCCAUUGCGAUGAAGGCGAAGUCGAUGAGGGCCUCAAAUUCUACCGACACAUUAUCGAAAACGCCCCUUUCAGCCCUUCCCCUGUGACGUAUCGCCACCUCACAAAAGGCUUAAUAGAAACUAAUCGAAUUGGGGAAGCCGUGGAUUUACUCAGAGAAAUGUUGAACAAGGGUCAUGGGGCCGAUUCGUUAGUUUAUAACAAUUUGAUUUCUGGGUUUUUGAAUCUUGAGAAUUUAGAUAAGGCUAAUGAGCUGUUUGAUGAAUUGAAAGAGAGGUGCUCGGUUUACGAUGGUGCUGUGAAUGCAACGUUUAUGGAUUGGUUUUUCAAUCGAGGGAGGGAGAAGGAGGCGAUGGAAUCGUAUAAGACUUUGAUGGAUAGGGGUUGGAGGAUGGUUCCGGCGACAUGCAAUGUGCUUUUGGAGUGUUUGCUUAGGAAUGGGAGGAAAACAGAAGCGUGGGCUUUGUUUGAUCACAUGUUGGAUGAUCAUACUCCACCAACGUUCAAUGCAGUCAAUUCGGAUACCAUUAAUAUGAUGGUGAACGAGACUUUUAAACUGGGAAAGGUUUCAGAGGUCAUGGAUGUGUUCAGGAAGGCGGGUAAGACUGCAAAGUCGAAGCCUUUUGCUAUGGAUGUUGCAGGGUACAAUAAUAUCAUUACGAGGUUUUGUGAGCUUGAGAUGAUGGAGGAGGCGGAGAAGAUGUUUGUGGAAUUAACAAGCAAGUCAUUGAACCCCGAUGUCACGACUUAUAGGACGUUGAUAGAUGCUUAUUUCAAAGUCGGCAGGGCUGAUGAUGCUUUGAAUAUAUAUACAAAGAUGGUGGAUGCGGGAUUGAGAGUUAUACCUCUUUAUGCAAACAAAUGGUUUGGUGAGUUGAUUGAGAAAGGUAAGGUUGUGGAGUGUGCACCGAUACUGACAAGAAUGGGCGAGAGAGAUCCCAAACCGGAUGUUAUAAGCUAUGAUAUGGUUAUUAGGGGUCUUUGCAAGGAAGGUAAUUUAGAGCUAAGUUAUGAUUUGCUUGGGCAGAUGAUGAGAUAUGGUGUUGGUGUUACUCCUGUGCUUCGUGAAUUCGUGACUGAUGUUUUUGGAAAAGAAGGGCGGCGUGAGGAGAUUGAGAGACUUUUAAAUGCCAGGUAUCCAGGUUAUGCUGCAUAUACGCCGCCAUCAAGACCCCCUUCAAUGGCAGGACAGAUAGCAGGACCCCCUCGAAUGGCAGGACAGUUUGCGGGACCUCAUGUGGCAGGACAGGCAGGACUGUGGGGAGGACAUUCUCAAGUGGCACAACAGGUAAGAGGACAGCCUCAAAUGGCAGGACAGGUAGCAGGACCGCAUCCAGUGGCAGGACAGGUAGCAGGACCGCAUCCAGUGGCAGGACAGGUAGCAGGACCGCAUCCAGUGGCAGGACAGGUAGCAGGACUGCAUCCAGUGGCAGGACCUUCUCAAAUGGCAGAACAGGUGGAUGGAGGACAUUUUCAAAUGACUGAGAAGUUAGGAGGACAGUCUCAAAUGACAGAACAAGUAGGAGGAUAUUCUCAAAUGGCAGGACAGGUUACAGGUUAUCCGCAAACAGAGUAUGCUGAGAGUCUCGUGGUCAUUUCACACAACUAUAAUCUUGAGGCAGAUUGUAAAAGAGUCACUGGUUAA
Messenger RNA from Ilex paraguariensis (yerba mate), 2279 nucleotides. Lineage: Eukaryota; Viridiplantae; Streptophyta; Magnoliopsida; Aquifoliales; Aquifoliaceae. The record is from the annotation of a GenBank genome assembly.